GUUUGCUCGCGGAUUUCCCGUCUCGCUUGGCAUGGUGUUCUACCUCCCUGUCUUGCUCUGACCAAGAGGCGCCCUAUUCGAAUAGGGUUGCUUAUAUAAACAUUAGCAGAAAGCAAUAAAUGCCUAGUGCUUAAGUAGGCAAUCUUUUUGCAGUGCUACAGAUAAAAUUGCCGGCUGCUCAAGAUCUUAGAACCACUGCACGACGCGCUGCAGGUUUAAAACAUGUUGGUGACUCUGCUGGCGACUCUCCUGGUGGCUCAUCUGGUGGCCUGGCUGUUCUGUUUGGCCUUAAAAGAACUGCGACAUCCUUUGCGUGGAGUGGUGCCCAGUGUGUCGAGAGUUCCUCUUGUAGGAUCCGCCUGGCAGAUGCGCACUUUUCAGCCAGACAAUCUUCACGAGAAAUUUGCCGAAUAUGUCCAGCGAUUUGGCAGCAGCUUCAUGGGUUCCGUCUUGGGCCACGUAAUUGUGGUUACAGCGGAGCCGCGACAUGUAGAUGCACUGUUGCAUAGUCAGCAGCAGCUGAGAAAGGGCACCAUGUAUUUGGCUUUACGCGGUUGGCUUGGAAAUGGACUUCUCCUGAGCCGCGGAGAGGAGUGGCACACAAUGCGAAAGAUCAUUACGCCCACGUUUCACUUUAGCAUAUUGGAGCAGUUUGUCGAGGUCUUCGAGAGGCAGAGCUCCAAGUUGGUGGAGCGUUUAAAGCCCCUCUCUCACGGCAACUCGGCCGUGAACAUCUAUCCCUAUGUGGGUUUGGCUGCCCUGGACAUCAUUACCGAAACGGCUAUGGGCGUGAGUGUGGACGCCCAAGGAGAUGAGGAUUCCGAGGUGGUGCACGCUGUAAACGAUCUGACGAACGUGUUGGCCACUAGGUUCAUGAGACCGCAUCUUUUAUUUCCCCAGCUCUUCCGCCUAUGCUGGCCCAGUGGCUUCAGAAAGCAACAAGCAGGGGUCAACUGCCUGCAUCAGUUCACGAAUAGAAUCAUAGAGCAGCGACGCCACUUGCUGGCCGGGGAGGCUCAACAAGAUAAGCCAGAGAAGCGUUAUGCCCUACUGGACACUCUCUUGCGGGCCACUGUGGACGGACAACCGCUGACCGACAAGCAAAUUCGUGAUGAGGUGAAUACCUUCAUCUUUGAGGGCCACGAUACCACAACUUCGGCGGUGUCUUUCUGUUUGUACCUGCUUUCCCGCCAUGAGGUAGUGCAGCAACGGCUGUUCGAGGAACUAAAGGAGCACUACGGCCGGGAUUUGAACAGGGGCAUAAACCACUUGGAUUUCACUGAGCUUCCCUAUUUGAACUGCGUGGUCAAGGAGUCCCUGCGACUGUAUCCGCCUAUUCCGGCAGUGGCACGCUGUAUGGAAAAGGAUUUGGCCAUAGAAGGAGGAUAUGUCCCAGCUGGAACCAAUGUAAUCGUACUCCUCUGGCAACUUCUUCGGAAUGAGGCACUCUUCGUCAAUCCCCUGCUCUUCCAACCGGAGCGGUAUCUGGGAGAAGAGGCCGCCAGACUGGGACCAUACAGCUACAUACCCUUCUCCGCAGGGCCGAGGAACUGCAUCGGCCAAAAGUUUGCCUUGCUGGAGAUAAAAACCAUGGUGAUCAAGCUGGUGCGGCAUUAUCAGCUGCUUCCAAUGGGCGUGGAUGUGCAUCCCAGCAUCAAGAUUGUGCUGCGAUCGAGGACCGGGGUUAAUUUUGGGCUUCGGCCGCGGUUGUAUUAAUAUUUUGUGAUUUUAUAAUUAAAAUUAAACGUUAAGAAUCA
Molecule: messenger RNA, 1757 nt
Organism: Drosophila suzukii
Lineage: Eukaryota; Metazoa; Arthropoda; Insecta; Diptera; Drosophilidae
Gene: Cyp4ae1
Product: Cytochrome P450 4ae1
Molecular function (GO): heme binding; monooxygenase activity; iron ion binding
Source: RefSeq, a predicted model, not a curated record